AAAUUGUAUUAUCAUUUAAAUAGUUUAGUGUUACCAUCUGGUACAAUAGAUAGUUGUUUCUCAUAAACAUCAUUCUUCACCAGUGUACUCUAAUAAUAAUGUGGACAUUACCAUUAUUCUUUUUUGUCACGUGUUUAUUGUUUGGAAUUUACCUGAUGGAAUAUAAUGUAGAACCAGAACGUUAUAUAGAUGUGGGAAAACCUUUGUAUCUGACACAUCUUCUAGAGGAGGGAAAGGUGACAGAGGCCCAACAAAAAUCAAGAGUUCAUCCAGACAUUGGGAACACUACAAGUUACUCAGGAUAUCUCACAGUCAACAAAGGGUGCGGAUCAAAUUUGUUUUUUUGGUACUUUCCAGCUCAGAAAAAUUCUACAAAUGCUCCUUUGCUUCUUUGGCUUAUGGGUGGCCCUGGGUUGACAUCAGUUUAUAGUUUGUUCAUGGAAACGGGGCCUUUAACUUACGACGAUAAAGUCGGGCAUAGAGCUUACUCUUGGAAUGUACAAAAUAACCUUCUGUUCAUAGAUCAACCAGUGGGCACAGGGUUCAGCUUCACCAGGAAGGACUGCUACCCUAAAAAUGACACUGAGGCAGGGAUAGAAUUGUAUUUAGCAAUAGUACAAUUUUACCGGUUAUUUCCUGAGCUGGUACAUAAUAAAUUUUACAUAUCAGGGUAUUCAUAUGCUGGACAUUAUGUCCCAACUUUGGCUCUUGAGAUUCAUAGAAGGAACCCAUCUGCGAAGACAAAAAUAAAAUUGAGUGGAAUGGCUAUAGGUAAUGGUUUUUUAGAUCCCCAGCAUCAGUUUGACUGGGGUGAUUUUCUCUACCAGAUAGGGUUGAUUGACUAUGUGGGAAAAGAAGAGGUUGACAGCCUCUAUCAGAAUUUUGUCAAUCACACAAAGAAUGAAGAAUGGGAAGAAGGAAAUAGAAUUUUCUGGACAAAUAUUGGAAAAUUUUAUGGCAACGUAAGUGUAUAUAAUUUUUUAAAAGGUACAACAAAUGACUUAUAUGAUAAAAAACUUUAUGAAGAUUAUGUGACGUCAGCGGAAAUCCGUAAAGCAAUCCACGUAGGCAAUCAAAAUUUCACAUCUUACAAUGCCAAAGUUUUGGAACAUUUAGCAGUAAGUGUGCUGUUUUCAAUGAGACCUCAAAUUGAAGAACUUUUGGAACAUUAUUUUAUAGUAUUCUAUGUCGGACAAUUAGACAUCAUUUGUAGUUACACGUUGAUUGCUAGUUUUCUUCAGGAUUUAAAAUGGAGUGGAAGCGCACGUUAUAGGAAUUCUACCAGACACAGGUGGUGUGUAGAUGGUGUACAAGCAGGAUAUUACAAAAGUGCGCACAAUCUACAUGAAGUGAUGGUGCGCAACGCAGGACACUCAGUGGCUUAUGACCAGCCUUAUUGGGCGUAUGUUCUGGCUAACUCAGUAACAUCAAGUACCCAAGAUAAUCCUCUACAUGGAUUGAAAAAGUGUUGAGUAUUUUAUGUUGUAUACAGUAUUGUAUAUGUAAAUAAAUUAUUAUAUGAGUGUA
Homalodisca vitripennis (glassy-winged sharpshooter) is the source of this 1527-nucleotide messenger RNA. Its product is annotated as venom serine carboxypeptidase-like. Lineage: Eukaryota; Metazoa; Arthropoda; Insecta; Hemiptera; Cicadellidae. Gene Ontology annotation, molecular function: serine-type carboxypeptidase activity. The transcript has a single exon. Bases 99 to 1472 code for a protein of 457 amino acids. The record is from RefSeq and is a predicted model, not a curated record. Gene Ontology annotation, biological process: proteolysis.